CGGCCCCUCUCCACUCUCCUUGUUGUCUCGUUUGUCGCUCGCGCUGAGUUGGUUACUUCUCGUACAGCCCUCCAAAGGCACUAUCGAUAGGCUUUUUUUUGCUAGCAUCGUAAUCACAUCCACACAGGAACAAGACAUUGUCCAACAUGUCGGUCUCAGCGGCUUUGAAGAGUCGAGUCCGGAGGCCGAGUUACCUCAAGAAGCUUGCCAAAGCUGAGGAUUUACUGCACCACUUUCCCAAUGGAGCGUAUGUUGGUUGGAGUGGCUUCACCGGCGUGGGAUACCCAAAAAAGAUCCCCACUGCCAUGGCAGACCAUGUCGAGAAGAACAAUCUUCAGGGCCAGAUGAAGUACAAUCUCUUUGUCGGUGCAUCCUCAGGUGCUGAAACCGAGAACCGAUGGGCGCGGCUGAACAUGAUUGAGCGGCGGUCUCCGCAUCAGGUAGGCAAGGAGAUUGCCAAAGGUAUCAACAACGGCAACAUCAAGUUCUUCGACAAGCAUCUGAGUAUGUUCCCGGUCGACUUGAUGUACGGCUACUAUACACUCAACAAGCCUCAGAACAAGCUGGAUGUGACGAUUGUAGAAGCUUCUGCGAUUACAGAGGAUGGUGGCAUCAUCCCUGGAGCUAGUGUUGGUGCCUCGCCCGAGCUGGUUCAAAUGGCGGACAAGAUUAUCAUUGAAGUCAACACUGCUGCCCCGUCGUUUGAGGGUCUACACGACAUUACCAUGACUGACCUCCCGCCCAACCGCAAGCCGUACCUCAUCAUGAGGCCGGAGGACCGCAUCGGCACACCUCACAUUCCUGUUGACCCCGAAAAGGUUGUUGCCAUUGUGGAAAGCGACUAUCCCGAUCAGACACAGCCCAACGCGGCCGAGGAUGAAACGUCUCGGGCGAUUGCUGGCAACCUGAUUGAGUUUUUGCAGCACGAGGUCAGCCACGGGCGUCUGCCGCAGAACCUGUUGCCAAUCCAGUCUGGUAUUGGAAACAUUGCCAAUGCUGUUGUUGGUGGACUUGCUUCUGGCGGCGCAAACUUCAAGAACCUCAAGGUAUGGACCGAGGUUCUGCAGGACUCGUUCCUGGAUCUCUUUGACUCUGGCAACCUCGACUUUGCAACGGCUACUUCUAUCCGUUUCUCGCCGGAUGGUUUCGACCGCUUCUACAAGGGCUGGGACCAGUAUGCACACAAGCUCCUGCUGCGCUCGCAGCAAGUAUCCAACAGCCCUGAGAUUAUCCGACGACUGGGUGUGAUUGGUAUGAACACUCCGGUCGAGGUUGACAUUUAUGCGCACGCCAACUCUACGUGUGUCAUGGGCAGCCGUAUGCUCAACGGGCUUGGAGGAUCUGCCGACUUCCUCCGCUCAGCCAAGUACUCGAUCAUGCAUACGCCGUCGACGCGGCCCUCGAAGACGGACCCGACUGGUGUUUCAUGCAUUGUGCCCAUGUGCACACAUGUUGACCAGACGGAGCACGAUCUCGACGUGAUUGUCACAGAGCAGGGCCUUGCCGAUGUUCGCGGGCUUUCGCCCAAGGAGCGCGCGCGGGUGAUUAUCAAGAAGUGCGCUCACCCCGACUACCAGCCGAUCCUGGAGGACUACUUCAACAAGGCCGAGUUUGAGUGCCUGAGGAAGGGCUGGGGCCACGAGCCACAUCUGCUGUGGAACAGCUUCGACAUGCACCGGCACCUGAACGAGCACGGGACGAUGAAGCUACCCAAGUGGGACUAUAGCAAGAGUAUUUGAUUAGAGGGAGAGGAGCAUGGUAGAUGUUAUGGCAUAGUCAUGGUAGAUGUCGUGUAGAUGUGCAGUAACGGACAUGGCCGAUGUAUAGGGCAAAUGUACAGGGGAAUGGACAUGAAUUGGAUCGCCCAAUGUGUAGUGCAGCGCGACGGUACGCGGUGAGAGGACAGCACCUGAUUUAGGAGCACGUCAGGCCUGCAGUCGAAAAUUCUGCUUAGACCAGCCGUUCGGGUGCAAAAGUGUUGGGGGGGCAUGGGGGCGCCUUUGCCGCCGACUACUUAUUGGGGCGUGUUGGCGUGACAGGCCGCCCAC
Exserohilum turcica Et28A is the source of this 2048-nucleotide messenger RNA. RefSeq lists its product as uncharacterized. Bases 147 to 1739 code for a protein of 530 amino acids. Gene Ontology annotation, cellular component: mitochondrion. Gene Ontology annotation, biological process: acetate metabolic process. Gene Ontology annotation, molecular function: acetyl-CoA hydrolase activity; acetate CoA-transferase activity. The transcript is spliced from 4 exons. Lineage: Eukaryota; Fungi; Ascomycota; Dothideomycetes; Pleosporales; Pleosporaceae. The record is from RefSeq and is a predicted model, not a curated record.